Messenger RNA from Drepanopeziza brunnea f. sp. 'multigermtubi' MB_m1, 2871 nucleotides. RefSeq lists its product as uncharacterized. NCBI's taxonomy places the organism in Eukaryota, Fungi, Ascomycota, Leotiomycetes, Helotiales, Drepanopezizaceae. Gene Ontology annotation, molecular function: dolichyl-phosphate-mannose-protein mannosyltransferase activity. Gene Ontology annotation, biological process: protein O-linked glycosylation via mannose. The record is from RefSeq and is a predicted model, not a curated record. Gene Ontology annotation, cellular component: endoplasmic reticulum; membrane.
AUGGCUCGUUCUGCGAAAGGAGGUGUGGACGGCAAUGCGAAGGUCCAACGCGCCCAGUCGUCCCAGGUGAUCGUCAAGAAGCCAGACGACUACACCUCCGAGGGCGUCUCGGACAAUGACAUCUUUCUCCUGCCGGGCACCGACUACCAGGUCAUGAUCUUCGUUACCGUGCUGGCUGCCAUUGUCAGGUUGUUCAGAAUAUACCAGCCCAGCAGUGUGGUGUUUGACGAAGUCCACUUUGGUGGAUUCGCAUCGAAAUAUAUCAAGGGCAGGUUCUUUAUGGAUGUACACCCGCCGCUUGCAAAACUCCUUCUCACUCUCGCUGGAUGGUUGGCUGGCUUUGAUGGAGAAUUCGACUUCAAGGACAUUGGAAAGGACUACGUCGAGCCGGGUGUACCAUACGUCGCAAUGCGGUUAUUGCCUGCUGUGUGCGGUAUUCUCUUGGUCCCGACUAUCUUCUUGACUUUGAAAGCUGCUGGAUGCAGAACUUGGACUGCGUUCAUGGGUGCCUUGUUGAUUGUCUUUGAGAAUGGCCUUCUUACCCAAGCACGAUUGAUCCUUCUUGACUCCCCCCUUAUGAUCUUCACAGCCUUCACCGGAUUGGCAUUCACAUCUUUCACCAACCAACAUGAGCAAGGUCCUACGAAGGCUUUCCAGCCAAGUUGGUGGUUCUGGCUUGCCAUGACUGGCCUUGGAUUAGGUGCAACAGCCAGUGUCAAAUGGGUUGGAUUUCUUACAAUCGCAUGGGUUGGUGCCUUGACCGUAUUGCAACUCUGGGUUUUGCUUGGAGACGUGAAGACAGUUACCCCUCGUCUUUUCGCCAAGCAUGUGGUAUCAAGAAUCUUCUGCCUCAUUGUCAUCCCAACCACCUUCUACAUGGGAAUGUUUGGAAUCCACUUUCUCUGCUUGGUCAACCCAGGUGAUGGAGACGGAUUCAUGAGCUCCGAGUUCCAGGCUACUCUCAACUCUAAGGCCAUGCAAGACGUUCCCGUCGAUGUUGCGUUUGGUAGCCGAGUGACCAUCAGGCACCACGAAACCCAGGGAGGCUACCUGCACUCGCACAACCUUAUGUACCCCGGCGGAAGUAAGCAACAACAAAUCACACUUUACCCCCACAAGGAUGAAAACAACAUCUGGAUUGUUGAGAACAUCACCCAACCCCUUGACAUUCAUGGACAACCUAUCAACGGAACUCUUGCCUGGGACGCCCUUAGCCCACCAACCUUUAUCAAGGAUGGUGACACCAUCAAGCUCUUCCACCAACCCACCAGUCGCCGUCUACAUUCCCACGAUGUCAGACCUCCUGUCACCGAGGCUGAUUGGCAAAAUGAGGUUUCCGCUUACGGUUACGAGGGAUUUGAGGGUGAUGCCAACGAUUACUUCAGAGUUGAGAUCAUCAAGAAGAUGUCCGAUGGCGAUGUGGCCAAGGCUAGACUCCGAACUAUUCAGACCAAGUUUAGGCUCGUUCACAUCAUGACUGGCUGCGUUCUAUUCUCUCACAAGGUCAAGCUUCCCGAGUGGGCAUCUGAGCAACAAGAAGUUACCUGCGCCAAAGGUGGAACUCUCCCCAACAGCGUUUGGUAUGUCGAGCAAAACGAGCACCCUCUUCUCGGAGCAGACGCAGAAAAGGUCAACUACAGAAACCCCGGUUUCUUCGGAAAAUUCUGGGAAUUGCAAAGAGUCAUGUACCAAACUAACGCCGGACUGGUCGAGUCUCAUACUUGGGAUUCUCGCCCUGAUUCUUGGCCCACUCUAAAGCGUGGUAUCAAUUUUUGGGGCAAGGACCACCGUCAAAUCUACCUCAUCGGCAACCCAGUUGUCUGGUGGACCUCUACCCUUGCAGUCGUCAUGUAUGUCAUCUUCAAAGCCUUCGCGGUUCUCCGAUGGCAACGAGGCUUCAAAGACUACGACAACGCUUUCUACAAGCGAUUCGAUUACGAAAUUGGUACUAUGGUCCUUGGCUGGGCUUUCCACUAUUUUCCAUUCUACCUUCUCCAACGUCAAUUGUUCUUGCACCACUACUUCCCAGCUCUUUACUUUGCGGUCAUUGCCCUCUGCCAGAUGUACGAUCAUAUUACUGCUCGCAUUCCAGGCAUUGGCCUCCGUGAGAACCCAUUGGUCGGGCGUCUCGGCAUAGUCGUCUUCUUGACUUUGACCAUCGUCACCUUUGGCCUCUACUCCCCUCUGGCCUACGGCAACCCAUGGACUCAAGAUGCUUGCAACAAGGUCAAGCUUUUUGAUUCUUGGGACUGGGACUGCAGCUCCUUCCACACCGAUUAUUCUCAGUACUCAUCUCAAUCCAUCAACGCGAACGCCGAUAUCUUAAAAACAGACUUCCCUCUGCUUCCAACUAGCGCUGCCGUCCCGCCUCCACCAGUGGCGAAUGAGCAGAAGCCAAUCGUUGAGCAAGAACAAGCAGGCAUUCCUGAUUCUCCCGAGAAGCCUCCUUUGUCUGCCGCCCCGUUAGUCCCAGGCCAAAGUAUCAUCUCUCGCGAGGAGAAGGUCGAGUACAGAGAUCAAGAGGGCAACCUCUUGGAUCCCGAGCAAGUCAAGGAGCUCGAAGGAAAGGUCAGCUUCAAGACUCGUUAUGAGACUCGUACUCGUUUGAUCGACGCGCAAGGGAACGAGAUCCCUCAACCCGAGGACGCAGCUCAACAUCCACUAGUUCAGGACGCAUCUCCCGUUGCACCUCCGCAUCCAGAUGUUGAUGGCAUUGAUCCCUCCACAGUUGGCAAGCCAGAGCCAGCGGUUCAAGAGAGCCCAGUCCCUCAGCCUGAGGUGAAAACUGACGAAAUCAAGGAGGAGAAUAUUGCGAAGUCUGAUCCCGGUGCUGCUAAGCCAGCGAAUGAAGGCAGCGAGGCCACCGCGUAG